This is a messenger RNA of Fomitiporia mediterranea MF3/22, 795 nucleotides long. RefSeq lists its product as uncharacterized. The transcript has 3 exons. The coding region runs from base 1 to 795 and encodes 264 amino acids. Lineage: Eukaryota; Fungi; Basidiomycota; Agaricomycetes; Hymenochaetales; Hymenochaetaceae. The record is from RefSeq and is a predicted model, not a curated record.
AUGACCACCGGCACAAUCAGCUCCCUAACUGAGAUUUCGGGAGCAGAUUUCCGGCAGCGCCGCUGGGAGAGGAAAUGGAGCGAAUGCACCUAUAACCGAGGACCUUGUGUGCCUCUGGAGAAAUUUGUCUGCUUGGAUAUUGAAUCCGUUCGUAUCAAACUUUACUUCGCUUCGGAACACGGACUCCCUAAGCCGCGUCGUGACCCUCCUUUGAGACAUUCUAAUCGUACAAUCUGUGGUCCCACUUCGAAUCAUCAGGUCUCAUCCCCUACUCGUUCGGUUCCAAAUGGACCUCAAUAUGAUUCUUCCUUUCUCUCUCCUCCCCUUAACUCGUUUCGUGCACCGAGGAACGCUCGAAGUGCUCGACCAUCUGAGUCUCAAUCGUCUGCAGGAGAAGAGGACUCAUCCAAGGCUGAUAGCGACGAGAGCGUGCCUGAGGCAUCUGAGGACGAGCACGAGGACGACCCACAGUUCCAACGGCCCUCGUACACGAAGUCUUUCCAUCCGUUCACAUAUUCCCCUGCGCCAAGCAUAAUUCAAGCUCAUUCGCACUCACAAGGCGGGCUACGGAGACCAGCUCCGCCUCUGUUCCGUCCAAAGACUUUUUGGCGGCAUACUCGUCGCUCGGCAUUGACAGGGCCUUCUUAUUCUCCUUCAUCAUAUAUUGUUCGUCGAUCGACUUUCAUAGCAGCUGGACUUUCACUAGAUACUCCGCACGCCGAUUUGUCUGCUCUCGGCGUCGAGCUUCGAAUUGGAACAAUUAGUCUUGUUCCAAGUACCGCACUUCCGAUCUAG